AUGAACCUAACAGAGUUUAACCGGUCUGAUCGCUGUGAGCAUUUCUCCUGUCCAGAGAGGUCUGUAUCUUCUGCAGUUUAUAUCUUACUGUACUUGUGUGCAGCAACUGUGGUUCUUCUAACAGUGUGUGCAAAUCUGCUUGUCAUCAUCUCUCUUUGUCACUUUAAGCAGCUUCACACACCAACAAACAUGCUGGUGCUCUCUUUGGCAGUAUCAGAUUUCCUCAUCGGUGCUUUAGUGAUGCUUCCGGUGUUAAUCUGGACAAUUGAAUCAUGCUGGAUUUUUGGAAAGAAUUUCUGCAUUUUCUUUUCUUUGAUUAGUGGUCUCCUAAUGAACCUUUCCAUCUAUAAUAUCACACUGAUUGCUGUAGAUCGGUAUUUGGCUCUCUCAAACCCAUUUCUCUACAGAAACAAAAUCUCUAUGAGGACUACAUGCACUGUAGUUUAUUCAAAUUGGUGUGUAUGUCUGACAUAUAUUACAGCAGUCUGUUAUUUUAAUGGGAGUUUCACAAACUCUGUACUUUGUCCUGGACAGUGUUUUCUCGCUCUGAGUCCGAUUUGGUCUGUAAUAAAUCUUGUAUAUUCAUUUAUUUUUCCAUUUUCUGUCAUAAUCAUAUUUUAUACUCUGGUUUUUGUGAUAGCUAAAAAACAUGCCACUGCUAUCAGAGAGCUUAAUAAUCACACACGAUCUAAAACACAGAAAAUCACCUCACACUCAAUGAAAUCUGAGAGAAAAGCAGCUAAAGUCCUCGGCAUUUUAGUGUCUGUUUUUCUGAUGUGUUUACUUCCAUUUUUUAUUUACAGUUUAUUAGGCGAUAUUAUCAAACCACAUUUAGAAACUGUUAAUAAACUCGUGAUUGUUUUCAAUCUUAACUCCACCGUGAAUCCAUUCAUAUAUGCUUUAUUUUACCCAUGGUUUAGGCGGUGUAUUAAAUUAAUUAUAACACUGCUGAUAUUCCAGACUGACUCUGCAUUAAUCAAUGUUCUUUCAUAA
Messenger RNA from Clarias gariepinus (North African catfish), 993 nucleotides. Its product is annotated as trace amine-associated receptor 13c-like. Gene Ontology annotation, molecular function: trace-amine receptor activity. Bases 1 to 993 code for a protein of 330 amino acids. Lineage: Eukaryota; Metazoa; Chordata; Actinopteri; Siluriformes; Clariidae. Gene Ontology annotation, biological process: G protein-coupled receptor signaling pathway. The transcript has a single exon. The record is from RefSeq and is a predicted model, not a curated record. Gene Ontology annotation, cellular component: membrane.